GCUCUCGGCGCGCUUGGUCGCCACAGCAGUGCGGCAGGCUUUACUCCGAGCUCACUGCUUCCCCUGCAACCGGCGCUGGUCCGUCGUCGCCGUCGCCCACAAUGAGCGAGGGACGCUACUCUCCAUCCUCCUGGGACCACGCCGACGGCUCCGAGACCAACCACUCCGCCAACCACUCAUACGAACCAGGGCCGCCCGUCGAAUCCCGCGAAUCCCUGGACGUGAACGGAGCGGUGCCUCCGACACCGACCAAGUCCACUUCACCGCCACGCUCGAGUACGGAGUCGCCGACGAGGCUCUCAUCUCAACGAUGGCGUGACAGCACACUGCAACCACCAACGGAGGUUCCGGACACGGUGACUGUGGACAGUGCUACACUGGUAGAGCCGAGUUUCGACGAGAAUGUGUUGAGGGCACUAUGUGAUUUGGACUGCGGAAUACCAUUACUACUAGAUCGAAUUAAGCAGAGCAUGAUCUCAUGUCGGGAAGCCGCCAGCUUCUUCAAAAAGAGGGCUCUGUUAGAGGAAGAAUACGGGCGCGGUAUGCAGAGGUUAGCGAAGGCUACCUCUGACGCGUACUCAUCGAGCGAAGGAAAAGCUGGCACCUUCGUAACCGCAUGGCAUUCCGCCCUGAGAGUACAUGAGCAAAUGGCGGACAACCGUUUGCGCCUGUCUCAACGACUCAACGAGAUGAGUCAAGAGCUGUCCACACUAGCGAAGGAGGUCGACUUCAGCAGGAAACAGACCAAGGAGCUUGCUAGUCGCUACGAGAAGACCUUGCAGGAGUCGGAGGCAACAACGGAGAAGUGCAAGGUCCGCGUCGACGUCACAGCAGAAGAGCUGGAGAGGCUGCUUCUGCAAAAAGAGGGUGAGUCGAUGAAGGACUCGCAGCUGCAGGGCAGAACACCGGGCGGCGCUUCCGGCAAAAGGGUGAUCGGCAAAGCUGUGGCCAAGGGCGGUAUGUUGCUGAAGGGGCGAAAUCCGGGAAAUCUUCAGCGACAAGAAGAGGACAUACGCGCCCGGAUGUCAAAGGAGUCGGACGCGUACCGGAAAGCCGUCACAGAGACACAAGCCAUCCGGCAAGAAUACUUCAAUUUCCAAUAUCCGCGUCUACUUCGGGCCUUGAAAGAGUGCGUGGACGAGAUAGAUCUCGGAACACAGUAUCAUCUGUCCCGCUAUGCGUUCCUUUGCGAGAGCGUCGUACUCAGUGACGGCACUACGCUCACGCCGGUCGACGACAGCGCCACGCUCCCGGGCCUCAAGACUGCCUUGGAGUCGAUCGACAACCGCAGCGACUUCAAGACGUACAUGCAGAACUACGCCUUCGCGCACGGCGGUGCCAACAGCAGAGGCCCGCGCCGGGACGGCCCGCGGGAAGAGGGCUUUCUCCCGCCAAUCGCCGCGCUUGCGCCCCAUGCCGCGAGCUCGCCCAGCACGUCGAACACGCAAAUCCCGGACAGAGGCCGGCCGACGUUCGGCGUCGACCUUGCUGAGCAGAUGGCACGGGACGACGUGGACGUGCCGUCGAUCAUGGUGAAGUGUUGCGAGGCGAUUGAGAAGUACGGCCUGAAGUCACAGGGCGUAUACCGUAUCGGCGGGACCAUGACCAAGGUCGCCAAGCUGAAAGAGCGGCUAGACAGAGACCUGGAUUCCGUGAACCUCGACGCCGAGGAGUGGUCCUCCGACAUCAGCAAUGUCACGAGUGUCCUCAAGAUGUGGCUCCGAGAGCUGCCGGAUCCGCUCCUAACGAUACAUCUGCACGGUGCUUUCCUGGAAGCUUCCCGGAACGACAACGAGCGCUUACGACAUAUACGCUUGCACGAGCGUGUCAACGACCUACCCGACCCGAACUACUCCACCCUCAAAUACUUCAUGGGCCAUCUACAUAAGAUCGUCGAGCACGAAGCCGAGAACGCGAUGUCCGUGCAGAACCUGGCCAUCGUCUUCGGCCCCACGCUCUUCGGGCAAAUGCUGCCGGGCAUGAACGGGCAGCUGAACGGCAUGGCGGACGCGGGGCUGCAGAACAAGGCUAUCGAGACCAUCCUAGAACAUUACACGGAUAUCUUCGUCGACGACAACGAGGCCUAGAGGGCCCCCAGUACCCGCGCCCGCGCCCGGGCUUCUCCUCCAUUCGGUUCAUCCACUUUAUUUAUCGGCAUCGAAGCACCUAUUGAUACCCGCCUAUCCCCACUGUAUCGUCUACGCCACGCGGGCACUGUCCCGCCGUUGUUGUUGUCGCCAUCCCACCCAUUACCUUUCCCCCCUUCCACGCACGACUCCUCUGUCUGUCUCACUCGCUUGCAGGGUUCACGGUUGACGGAUGCGGGCGCGGCGCAGCCCGCCCAAUAAUGUAUUGAACUACCUGUAGUGUCGUACUUCUACGCCUCCGUAUAUCUUAUUCUGUCAGCUCCGCAUGGGUAUCAAUGUCAUUACUGUUCUACUCUGAGUUCGGACCGUGGUGUCAACGAUGAUGAUGCAUAGCGUGCUGCGACUUCCGUGCUGGUGCCC
Messenger RNA from Rhodofomes roseus, 2507 nucleotides. RefSeq names its product Rho GTPase activation protein. The coding region runs from base 102 to 2087 and encodes 661 amino acids. Lineage: Eukaryota; Fungi; Basidiomycota; Agaricomycetes; Polyporales; Fomitopsidaceae. The record is from RefSeq and is a predicted model, not a curated record. Gene Ontology annotation, biological process: signal transduction; regulation of GTPase activity. Gene Ontology annotation, cellular component: cytoplasm. The transcript is spliced from 13 exons.